AUGGCGGAACCUGCAACCGUCCUCGCGAUCGUAGAGGGGCUUGGAAACACGGCAAAAUUCUGCUUUCACAUCAUCAGGAGAGCGGCACACGCACCAGAGGAGAUCAAGCAACUCAACGCCGAGGCAUGUAAUUGGCGACCGCAACUUCAGACUCUUUCAGAAUUCCUGGAGGACGAUGAUGAAUCUGCUGACCGUCUGAGGCGGAAAUUUGAGAAUGGAGGGCUGCUUGAAGUCAAAAGUAUCGUGGAGGACUUGAACCGUGUCUUGCAGCCAUUCCAGACGCCCAGUCUCCGAAAGAGGUUCACCUGGACCUUUGCGGCCGGAAACCAGGUCAAUGAGCUUUUGACUCAACUUCGGAAGGGGAUGGAAGUCAUUAUCAGCAGCCUGCAAAUCGAACAUGCUGUAAAACUCAGAGACGUGCAGAAUGAAAUUCGCCAGAUUCAGACCUCCCAAACCAACGAGUACGAAAGACGAAACAUUUUGCAGUGGCUCAAGCCUGAAGGCAUCGAUGCCCACGAAUUCCACCGCCAGAAACAAGCGUUACGAGAGGAGGGCACUUGUGACUGGCUUGCAAAUUCGUUGGAAUGGAACGAUUGGUGGAGGGGAGGCUCGGCCAACAACGCUCGUUUCCUUUGGAUACACGGACUCCCCGGCGCCGGCAAGACUGUCCUAGCAUCUUUUGCCAUCGACAACGUCAUAUCUAAAUACCAGCACAAAGGGGUCUCUUACUACUACUGCUCUCACGAACGCCAGAAACAGGGCCACACCUCAUCCCAAGAGGCAUGCUCAUUCCUCAGAUGGGUCAUCAGAGAUCUGACCGCUCAAGUCAGUCGCCCGAAAACGCGAACCUCGAAAAGCCAAGCGACAAUCCCGAAGAAGCUGGAGGACCUUUACGAGAAGCAUGAUCUCAAUGUCCAGAGUCUAUUGGAGUGCCUCCUGGCUGUGACGCAACACAUCGCAAAGGAGUUCAAGCAGCAAGUAUGUAUCGUUGUUGAUGCUGUCGACGAGAGCCCGGCGCCACGGGAUGCGCUGCUCAACAUCUUGACUACCAUUGGGGCGGAUCCCGAAUGGCAGCAUGUGUCACUCUGCUUCACAAGCAGGAACGAGGUCGAUAUUUCCACUGCCAUUAUGGCGAUUCAGCCCCCUCAGGACCGCCGCGGCCAGCACCCCACACCGACAACCCUGAAGAACCGUGUAUUCCUGACUCCGAAAAGGCCAUCAGAUCUACUCAAGGAACGUGGUGGCGUGAAUUUGUCUGGAUUCGAUGGCAUGCCCCCUCCUGCACCAGUCGGAAAUCCGUGGGAGCGCGGACGGACACCCUCGGGGGGUGCCUCCGAGUUCUCGCUUACUUCUCAGAGAACAAGUAGGUCGGAGAUCAGAGCUCCUUCAGGUGAUGUGCCAUCCUACCACAGCGGACCGGUACGAUCGAUAUCCAUGAGCCCCGCUGAGGAGUCAUACGGCUUCGACCCCAUGGAGAUCGAUUCUGUCGGCCAUUGUCUUCCUGGUGUUAGAAAGGCGGGCUGCACCAUUCUAUCCAUGGACGAAAACCCAGACGUCAAAGAGGCCAUCCGCAUCUUCGUAGCGAGCCAGCUACAUUCCAAUGGGACGUUCGAGACGUAUGCAGGCUUAAACAACGAAGGUCUACAGGAAGUCAUCAGUCUCAUUGCUAAGAGAGCAAAGGGGAUGUUCAGAUGGGCUGCAUGCCAAGUCGACAUCAUAAUCCGGUCGAACCUAUGCGACCUGGAUUCGAUCUCCGAGAUGCUCGAAAAGAUACCCCCGGACAUUUUCGGCACUUACGAGCACAUGAUAACAAAGCUGCUCCCGGACGGUCGGGGCCAAAAUGAACACAAUCGUAACUUCGCGCGCACUGCGCUGGCACUUAUCUGCAGUCCAUCUUCAGCAGUGCCAUGCGCCGAUGUGCUCGUCGAGGCGUCUCGAUUCGAUGUUCCACAUGGAAAUGCCCAUAACUUCGGCCUGACUCACCUUCAAAAGAUCCUUGGAUGCUUGAUCACGGUGUCAGCCCUCCCUCGGCGCCCCGAGACUAUCUACACCCGUGUCAGGGAUCACCGGUUGGAUCCAAACGAUCCCGAGGAGAGUGUCGGUGUCAAGACACAAGUUUCAGUGGCCCAUUACACAGUCAAGGAAUACCUUUUUGACAAGGAAACUGCACUGGGAGAGGUCAAGGAAUUCGCCUUGUCGAAAGAAUUGAUCGAGAAUCUGGAACUCCGAGUCAUCUUCGGCGGUCUGCGCCAGUUUGGCAGCUUCCGGCACCCUGAGGCGAGAUGCCCGAGCCGCUACGAAGAAUAUUGCCUAAAGAUGACCGACAAGGCUCUCAAAGAGCGGAGGGACCUCAUAAUUCAAGACAAAUCAGUUUGGAAAGAUGUGAUUGAGUGCUUGAAAUGGAACAGCAAACACAAUCUACCGAGAUCCGGAGCUUUUCCAAACCUGAAAACCAAAGCCAACUUUCCCAACUGGACAAAGACAUCUCCAUUCGAGCGAGAGAAUGAGCCAAAAAUGCCCGAGACAAGUGUUCUAGUCAGCCUGAUGUUGCUUCAGUGGCCGGAGCUAGCCAAGAUGUACCUUGCAGACCUUUCAGAGUCCACCAAGAGGGACAUCUGGAGAGACAAGUUCGAGCUGACGAGGAACUUCAAAGUCGAGGGAACCGAACCAAUGAGCGUGAUGCAACUGUCCGUAACGCGACGGGACGUUGACUUCCUUCAGGCCCUGAUUGACGCGAGGGCCGACUUCUCGGGCGAGAAAGAGCUGGUCAUGGACCUCUUCUACCACGCGUAUGGCCACAAGAGCCUGGACGACCAGGACGGCGGCGCCAAGACGGGCAAGAUGCUCAAGAUGCUCCUCGAGCGUGGAGUGCGGCCCGAGGUACCUGGCUAUGUCUUCACGCCGCUGCAAUUCGCCGUCAGCAACCUUGAAGACCGUUGGGUACAUGACUUGCUCUUCGAGGGAGCCAACCCCAACGCCACUGGCACGACCAAUGGGGUGUAUCCAUUUGGUGACGAAGUGCAGAUUGAAAAUAAUGACCGCUGGACCUGGACCCAGGCUCCCUUGAAAAUCUGCGAGAAUACAACACCUAAGUGGUACCACACUGAGUCAAGUUCGGACAAGGAGCUGAUGGAGGAUGCCAGAGAGAGGGUGAAAACUGCGCUGCUUCAGUGGGGAGCUGAGGUCCCCACUGAGGGUGCGGUGGUUGUUGACAGUGAUUAG
Molecule: messenger RNA, 3222 nt
Organism: Diaporthe citri
Lineage: Eukaryota; Fungi; Ascomycota; Sordariomycetes; Diaporthales; Diaporthaceae
Exons: 5
Coding region: 1-3222 (1073 amino acids)
Molecular function (GO): protein binding
Source: RefSeq, a predicted model, not a curated record